Meriones unguiculatus (Mongolian gerbil) is the source of this 2977-nucleotide messenger RNA. RefSeq names its product tyrosinase related protein 1 (gene Tyrp1). Gene Ontology annotation, molecular function: oxidoreductase activity. Gene Ontology annotation, biological process: melanocyte differentiation; melanosome organization. The transcript is spliced from 8 exons. Lineage: Eukaryota; Metazoa; Chordata; Mammalia; Rodentia; Muridae. The record is from RefSeq and is a predicted model, not a curated record. Bases 203 to 1816 code for a protein of 537 amino acids. Gene Ontology annotation, cellular component: melanosome.
CUGGGAUUUACUGUCUGGCAGAAACACACUUGCAAUUAACAGCUGGCACCAGAGGAAAGCAGACAUCCAAAACUGGCUCUGAAGGAGGUCGGCAGAGAAACCUUCCCAGAGUUGAAGCUGGAUUUUGGUCUGAGUACCCCUCUCUCCUCCAUACAAAGAACAGCAUACUAGACCUGCAUCCUGAACUCUUGAUUCUAGAAGAAUGAGAUCUUACACAGUCUUCCCACUGGCCUCUAUCUUGCUCUCUCUAAUGCUGUUUCAUCAAGUCUGGCCUCAGUUUCCACGAGAAUGUGCCACUGUUGAGGCUCUGAGAAGUGGGGUGUGUUGCCCAGACUUGUUCCCUUCCUCCGGACCUGGGACUGACCGCUGUGGCUCAUCAUCAGGAAGGGGCAGGUGUGAGGCUGUAACUGCAGACUCCCGACCCCACAGUCGCCAUUACCCCCAUGAUGGCAAAGAUGACCGAGAAAGCUGGCCUCUGCGGUUCUUCAAUAGGACAUGUCAGUGCAAUGGUAAUUUCUCAGGACACAACUGUGGGACCUGCCGUCCUGGGUGGAGUGGAGCGGCAUGCAACCAGAAAAUUCUCACAGUCAGGAGAAAUCUUCUUGACCUAAGUACAGAAGAAAAGAGCCACUUUGUCAGGGCCUUGGAUAUGGCGAAGCGCACAACUCACCCUCAAUUUGUCAUUGCCACAAGGAGGUCAGAAGACAUACUGGGACCAGAUGGCAACACACCACAAUUCGAGAACAUUUCCAUUUACAACUACUUUGUCUGGACACACUAUUACUCAGUCAAAAAAACCUUCCUUGGGGCAGGACAGGAAAGCUUUGGUGAUGUGGAUUUCUCUCAUGAAGGACCAGCUUUCCUCACAUGGCACAGGUACCAUCUUCUGCAGCUGGAGAGAGACAUGCAGGAAAUGCUGCAGGAGCCUUCUUUCUCCCUUCCUUACUGGAAUUUUGCAACGGGGAGAAAUGUAUGUGAUGUUUGCAGCGAUGACUUGAUGGGAUCCAGAAGCAACUUCGAUUCCACUCUUAUAAGCGCCAACUCUGUCUUCUCUCAAUGGAGAGUGGUCUGUGAGUCCUUAGAAGAAUACGACACCCUGGGAACACUUUGCAACAGCACUGAGGGUGGGCCAAUCAGGAGGAACCCGGCCGGAAACGUGGGGAGACCAGCAGUGCAGCGGCUUCCGGCACCACAGGAUGUCACUCAGUGCUUGGAACUCAGAGUGUUUGACACACCUCCUUUUUAUUCAAAUUCUACAAACAGUUUUCGAAACACAGUGGAAGGUUACAGUGAUCCCACGGGAAAAUAUGACCCUGCUGUUCGAAGCCUUCACAACCUGGCCCACCUCUUCCUGAACGGAACUGGAGGACAAACCCAUCUGUCUCCCAAUGAUCCUAUUUUUGUCCUCCUGCAUACUUUCACUGAUGCCAUCUUUGAUGAAUGGCUAAGGAGGUAUAGUGCUGAUAUUUCGACCUUCCCACUGGAAAACGCUCCAAUUGGGCAUAACAGGCAAUAUAACAUGGUACCAUUCUGGCCUCCAGUCACCAACACAGAAAUGUUUGUUACUGCUCCGGACAACCUGGGAUAUGCAUAUGAAGUUCAAUGGCCAGGUCAGGAGUUUACUGUGCCUGAAAUCAUUACCAUUGCUGUAGUGGCUGCACUGUUACUUGUCGCUGUCCUUUUUUUGGGUGCUUCUUGUCUGAUCCGAUCUAGGCGCACCAAAAAUGAAGUCAGCAAGCCUCUCCUCACUGAUCGCUAUCAAUGCUAUGCUGAAGAAUAUGAAGAACUACCAAAUCCUAAUCAGUCCAUGGUCUGACAGCCGCCUGCUUGUCCUCUAAUGCAGUAAAAUGGGAAGCAACCUGAUGGAAACACACUUGCCUUUAUGCUUCCUUCCUUUCUUUCUUUCUUACAUAGAUCUGUGAUGGAAUGAAAGCAUUGUUUUUCAGAGCUGAGAAUUCAAGAAUCUUUUCAAUGGGUUCUGAUUAUUAGUUCUAUUUAAGAUGGCACAUUGUACCAGCUCCAUGACAUCCAAGAGGAAUUUGUGGUGACCUUUGUGGUAUUCUAAAGACUGCCUGUAUGAAUAAACAAUGUUUUGAUGUAAACAUCUCUUCUUCAAAUACAUGAGUGCCAUGUUCUUGUGAACAUGCAAGUGCAUUGCUAUUGUUGAUAUUGGUCAACAGAUAUAAAGGCAGCCCUAUAGAUUAGUUAAAACAAAUUACAUGAUAUUGCAAACAAAUAGGAUCUUGAUUAGCUUUCUGAAACCGGUCUCAUUUUGGUGUCAGCAUACAUUAUUGAGCUCAGGUGCGAGGCUACAGUGAAGUCACAAUCCUUGUCACACUUAGUAAGAACGAAAGCUACUACACAUGCUUGCCACCCUUUCCCAUGCUUAUUUCUCUGGGCAGGAAACUGCCUGUGUCACAGUUCACCUCCUAAUACCGGGGUCUUUUAGGUCUGCAUAGGUCAAAGGACAUGGUGCUCUCUGGAUAGUACCAAACACGUUCUUUUACUUCAGCAUACUUCAUCACUUAUCAACCUUCUGUGUGUUUCAAGUAAAUACAAUAAAGUCUUGUUUCACUGGUUCCAGUUUUUCAAAAGUUCAUUCUUUUUUUUUUUCAAUAUAUCUUCAAGAAAAACAAACAAACAAACAAAACUGAAGUCUUAACUCUGUUCUCUCAGAUGACCUGUAACUUUCUAUCUAGACCAAGCUGGCCUAAAAUUCACAGUUUUACCUGCCUCUUCCUCCCUCAAUGCUGAGAUUAAGAAGGUAUACCACUGCUGUCUCUGACAUGAACUGAGGGGCUGGCUUUUUGAUUACCUCCCCCUGAGGGGAGAGCAGCCUUACCACAGAGGAAGACAAUGCAACCAGACCUGAUAAGCUAGGGUCAGAUGGAAGGGGAGGAGGACCUCCCCUAUCAGUUGACUGGGAGAGGGGCAUGGGAGGAGAUGAGGGAGGGAGGGUAGGAUGAGGAGCGAAUGA